Corylus avellana is the source of this 1395-nucleotide messenger RNA. RefSeq names its product inositol-tetrakisphosphate 1-kinase 1. Gene Ontology annotation, cellular component: cytoplasm. Gene Ontology annotation, molecular function: magnesium ion binding; inositol-1,3,4-trisphosphate 6-kinase activity; inositol-1,3,4-trisphosphate 5-kinase activity. The record is from RefSeq and is a predicted model, not a curated record. Gene Ontology annotation, biological process: inositol trisphosphate metabolic process. NCBI's taxonomy places the organism in Eukaryota, Viridiplantae, Streptophyta, Magnoliopsida, Fagales, Betulaceae.
GCGUUAGGAGAAAGCAUCCAUUUACGAGCUCUCUCGUCACUAUCUUUGUCUCUCGAGGAUACGUUACCCAACAUGGUUUUCUUGUCGCCGAAAUCGUGUUAAUGUUUUUUCCCUCUUCUUUUUCUCACUUCCCAAACAGAAAUGUCCAAUCUAUCCCCAUCUCCAUCUCCAAGGUACCGCAUAGGCUAUGCUCUGUCCCCGAAGAAAGAGCAAACCUUCAUUACGAGCUCUCUCAUUACCCACGCCAACCAGCAAGGCGUCGAUCUCAUCCGAAUCGAUCCCUCCAAGCCCUUGACCCAACAGGGGCCCUUCGAUUGCAUCGUCCACAAACUCUACAAACCCGACUGGAUCCACCAGCUCCACCAACUGUCACUGCACCACCCAAACGUCGUCGUAGUCGACCCCCCUGAGGCCAUCGAGCGGCUCCACAACCGGGUCUCCAUGCUCGAGGUGGUCACCCAGUUGAGGAACGAGACCUUCUGGGUUCCAAACCAGAAAGUGGUGUACGACCCGGAGAUUCUGAGGGGUGCGGACGCGAUUCGGGAGCUGGGACUGAGGCUCCCAGUGAUAGCAAAGCAGGUCUCGGCCGACGGCGGCGCGAGGUCGCACGAGAUGUGUUUGGUGUUAAACCUCAACGGGCUGAGCAAGCUGGAAACGCCGAUUGUGGUGCAAGAGUUCGUGAACCACGGCGGGGUGGUCUUCAAGGUGUACGUAGUGGGAGACCACGUCAAGUGCGUGAAGCGCAGGUCGUUGCCGGAUGUACCCGAAGAGAAGCUGAAUGAUAAUACGGCGGAGGGGUUGUUGUCGUUCUCGCAGAUAUCGAAUUCCGCGAGAAACGAGGAAGAGGAAGAGGAUUGGUGUUCUGGGUCUGGUGCGGAGAAGGCAGAAACGCCGCCGUUUGAGUUGGUGGUGGAGUUGGCGAGGGGGUUGAGGGAGGCCAUGGGGCUCCAGCUUUUCAACUUUGAUUUGAUCAGAGAUGGUAAAGACGGGAAUGGUAGGUACCUUGUGAUUGACAUCAAUUACUUUCCUGGGUACGCCAAAAUGCCCUCCUAUGAGUCGGUUUUGGUGGAUUUUUUCCGACAUGUUGUGGACGAGAGGAGGAACAAGACUAGUGGGUUGGAGGAAGAACAUCAAGAGGUGAGAGGUGGUGGGUAGAUAACAUUGAAGAGAAGAGCUUGUGGGCAAUGCAAUAUGCCUGCUGUGACCUGUCCAAUGGGUUUGCUCGGAUUAUGGUAUUUUGUGCCAUUUCCGUAGGAAUUCAAGGAAGGAAUGUGGUUUGCAAAUAGGUUUGCUUACUUUGCACACUCACUGCUACUUUUUCUUGCAUUGGAAUGGAUUAGUCGUGUAGGUGCAUCGCCAUUAAUCUAGAAUUGAUACCUUUUUCUACUUAUUCAA